UACGGAAUGUGUGUGUGUGUAUGCAGGAGGAACCAAGUGGAUAUCGAACAAGCUCAGUACCGAAAAGUAUGACCCUGCAGCAGACACGUGGACCGAGUUCCCUGACAUGGACUUCAAAUAUCGUGACAUAUACGCAGAAGUCAUCGACGAUAUGAUCUUCGUCUUCAAAGGAUAUAUUAUUUUUGGCGGCGCAUCUUACAAAUACAAGGAAAAUCGAUGGUAUCAAAUCACCCGUACGUGAUGGAAAAUGAGGCGUGCAGACCCUUGAUAUCGGAGACACUCGCGUUUCUGCACGGCUCAGAAAUGAUGACGAAGGAAUUCGUGACACCGAAGUUCGCCUACCCGCAAAUCCCACAGGACAUUCUGUUUGCUAUUGGUGGGUUUCACCACGGAGAUGUGAUCGAAGCGUACGACGCACGAGCAGACCGGUGGAGUGUGGAGGAGAAGGCAUCCAGAAAUAGAAGGAAGCUGGAACUCAGGUGGGAUGCUAACAACUCCUCACCAUAAAAGGACUAACAUAUUUAUACAGGGCUAAUUUUAAAUUAGGUUUGGCUACCAAAAAGCCUGAUUUUCUGUGCAUGACAAAGAGGAAAUCUGAGGAACAGAAAUGGAGCACAAAGAAUAAAUGUAUUAAGUUCAAACCUCAAAUAAAGAGGAAGGAUGGGAAUGUGUCCAUUAAGAAGCAGAAUACCUUGCAACACAUUCCAUCACCAGCUGAACUUGCACAGGAUACAGAUGAAGAUUUCUUAGGAUUUCCAGAAGCAACUUCUAUUGGACAAAUUGUGGGACUUUCUGCCCUUAAAGAUGCCAUCAGGAAGCUUGAAAGUGAACUUGAAAGCCUGGUGGAAGCAGAGAAUGGCUCAGAAAAAGAGUCUGAUGUUCCUGGGAGGCGUUAUCCUAAGCGAUCAUUAGCUCGAAAGAAUUACAUGGAGGGAAAUGUACUAGAUGAUGAUGAGUACAUAUUUUGUGAUGACUGUCACCAUGAGUGGGAAGGUGAUUGUCCUGUUCAUGGGGCUCUUACUGUUGUUGAAGAUACUAAGGUUCCAGCACACCCUGGAGAUCCAACUCGAGCUGACAGAACAGUACCCUUUCAGUUGUGCAUAGCUCAGUCUGGCAUCAGUGAUGCGGGCUGUGGUGUGUGGACAAGGGUACCUCUACGAAAGGGGUUGAGAUUUGGUCCAUAUGAAGGUGCAAAACUGGAAACAUCAAACAGUAAUGGCUACUGCUGGCAGAUUCAUCACAACAGUCGACCAUUAUAUUGUGUGGAUGCCAAGGAUUGUGGUGUUGCCAAUUGGAUGCGCUAUGUCAAUUGUGCUCGGCAUGCAGAAGAGCUAAAUUUAAUGGCAUUUCAAUAUAAAGGUGAAAUUUACUAUCGAACAUUCCAACACAUACCUGCGCAUGUUGAGCUGCUUGUGUGGUAUGGUGAUGAGUAUGGUCGACUACUGGGUAUUGAUGUUAAGAAUUUUCACAAACCUCAACAGAAACAGUGCCAUAGUGUGUUCCGGUGUGUUGGAUGUGGUACUACAUAUUCUAGCCCAUUGUAUUUGGAGAAUCAUAAGAUUUAUUGUCGUGGACUAAAGGGUAUCAGGUUAACACAAAGUGGCAGAGAGUUUGGUGUUAAAAGCAUUCAAAGCAACAGUAUUCAUACUAAGGUACAUUGUGGUCAUGACAGUAAUCGACCAACCAGCAUAAACUAUGUUAAACCAGUGAAUUUAAGCAUUAAAGGUGAUAUGUGUGACAAGGAUUCACACAUGGAUGACAAACCUUAUGUAUGUGAGGAGUGUGGUCACAAGUUUGCUCGAAGAGGUACUUUAAAAACACAUAUGAGAAGUCACACGGGAGAGAAGCCGUUUGAAUGUGAGGAGUGUGGUCACAAGUUUACUCAAAGAGGUCAUUUAAAAACACAUAUGAGAAGUCACACGGGAGAGAAGCCGUUUGAAUGUGAGGAGUGUGGUCUCAAGUUUACUGAAGGAGGUACUUUAAAAAGACAUAUGAGAAGUCACACGGGAGAGAAGCCGUUUGAAUGUGAGGAGUGUGGUAACAAGUUUGCUCGAAGAGGUUAUUUAAACAUACAUAUGAGAAGUCACACGGGAGAAAAGCCGUUUGAAUGUGAGGAGUGAGGUCACAAGUUUGCUCAUAGAUCUCUUUUAAUUAGACAUGAGAAGUCACACAGGAGAGAAGCCGUUUGAAUGUGAGGUGUGUGGUCACAAGUUUGCUCAUAGAUCUCAUUUAAAUGCACAUGUGACAAUCCACACUUGAGUGAAGCCAUAUGAAUGUGAGGAGUGUGGUCACAAGUUUUUAGAACAUGGGAUUUGAAAUUCCACACAAGAACUCACAAGGGAGAGAAGACGUAUGAAUGUGAGGCAUGCAGUCACAAGUUUGCUCAAUGAUCUGUUUAAUACAAACAUGGAAUCACACACAAGAAGAUAUGCAAAUAGAAGAAUAGUUUUCAAAAAUUUCUCUCAGAUAUCUGUUAUGAAUAUACAGCAUAAUAAUGCUUAUUGGAGAAAAGAUUGUGUAAGAAGCAUUAUAACAAGUGUUUACAUAUUGAAUCGAAUAUGACAGAAAAGAAAUCACACCAAGAUUGAAGUUAUUGACUGUCACAAAAUCAUCAUCCACUUGGAACAAUAUAAGUACUGCAUAAUAUGAAGACAAUUUAAGAGUUAUUGGUUAUUAUUGGGUGUAUAUUGAUGUUAUUGUUUGUAAAAUUCUCUCUCACCAUUGUUUGCUCAUCACUGAAAAUCUUUGAAGUUUAGAAAUUUAUUACUUCAUAUCCAUUCUUCUCAUUGGUUAUUUUUAUUAUAAGUGAAGGGAAUUGGGGUUUUAGGAAAUAUAAUUGUAAUGCUCAAUACAAUGUAUAGAUGAAAUAGUA
Messenger RNA from Zootermopsis nevadensis, 2872 nucleotides. The record is from RefSeq and is a predicted model, not a curated record. NCBI's taxonomy places the organism in Eukaryota, Metazoa, Arthropoda, Insecta, Blattodea, Termopsidae.